ACUCCGCUUCCCAGUGAUUCAGAACGAAGCGGUGGGAGUGUAUAUAUCGUGGUGUUUUGUGUACGUGUUGUUGUUGUUGUUUUUGUUAAUUUUUCCGAGUUUAUUUCAAUCGGUGACGCGGAAAACUCCAAGCAGUAUGUAGAAUCGGUCUGAUAUUCAUUCGCUCGUGUCAACAUAAUCACAAGAAAUCUUUUAUCUUUAGCUGAAAUCCGACCUCCUGUAGUUUAUAGUAUAGUGUCUGCAGCAUGGAGUUCAUUAGAAUUGUUGUUAAAGGAAUGUAAAUGAUUAUGAUUAGCUUGUCCAGGGCUGUAUCGAUACUGAUAUCGAUAUCAGGUAUUGUUCAGAUACAGUACGAAUUCUCUCAUGAGACUAUGAUGCUACACGAAUCAACGGAUGACGGCAUCCCAGACUCGUUUGUACGAAAUGAAUUAUAUCCAUCAUCGUCCUGGAAUAGAAAUAAACAGAUCAAACAGCAUGAUGGAGGCCGACCAGACACUAAAUGAGUAUGAGCGGGCAGGGAAAGAACUUGCGGUUAAGUUCUGCGAGCACUGAGACACGUAGCCUGUCAAGGUGCUUUAAACGAAUGGUAACUUGCGCUCAAUUUUAACGCCCACGUUCGUGGAUACUGUUAAGAUCGGCUACACUCAUGAGGGGUGCGCCGUUUACAGAUAACGUUUCACGACGCCCAUCGAUCACUUCACUCGUGAGCAGUGGUAGCUCAAGUGGUUAAAGCUCUGGGUUGUUCAUCGGAAGAUCAGGGUUCAAGUCCCAACACCGCCAAGCUGCCACUGUUGGGUCUUUGAGCAGGAGCACCUGCUCCAGGGGCGCUGUAUCAUGGCUGACCCUGCGCUAUGACCCCAACCCCCAAGGGUGGGAUAUGCGAAGAAAGAAUUUCACGUAUAUGUGACAAACGAUGACAACUCUAUGUGGUAUCAAUAUCAGUAUCGAACAAAUACCAUCUAGGAUCACACGCCGCAGUUUGCUGAAUCGCACAACAGAGAACAGAAGAUGGAGGAAGAAGACAAGCAUCCCGAAGCUCUUUCGGCAGAAGAUUACGCCGCCGAGGCUAUGGCGGCCGAUCUGGAUCCUUGGAUCAUAUUCGACGCCCGGAAAACUCCCCGAGCCGAGUUCCCUAGUUGGUUGGAGUCCAAUCGUCCUUCGCAGGUGAGCCGCUACGGGGACGAGAUCUCGGGGCCUGUAGGAUGGAUCGCAGUAUACGGCACCAUCCACUGCCCGAGCAACGGCGACGUCUCGGAAUUACAGGAGAGCUGGGAAAGACUUCUCUCCAGCGGCCGUGCCAUCACUUUCCAGACCGUAAAAGAGCUCGCUUUGAACCACAACGUGCUGACGGGGAAAUGGCUGAUGCACCUGGACACGGGUUUUAAAGUGGAUCAUGCCUGGGAGUGCGUAGCCAGAGCCAUCCUGGACGGAAAGAUACCCAUGGCCAAAGUGAGUCCGCGCGAGCCUAACUCGGACGGCAAGCACGUCAUUUGCGUCUACAACGACAACUUCACCGACGAGGAGCAGGUGAUGCAGCUGGACGCGGCCAUCCGGGCGACGGGCGUCAAAUGUCCUCUGUCUUACAAGCCGGACGUCUACACGUACCUGGGGAUUUACAGGAAUAACCGGUGGAAGCUGUGUCCAACGAUUUAUGAGAGCAAGUUCGAUCUGGAGUGCGUGCCUCGCCGCUCACACAUCAUCAACAAAGUCACCAACAUGGAGGUCACAUAAGGAGAUGAAAACUCCAGUGUGGUGAACUGGCCCCAUUAUACCGAAGAGAACGUUUUUGUUGCCUGUUUGUUGUGUUUUGUUGACUUGACCCGAUUAACCUUAAUCUAAAAUAGUUCCAUUGUUGACAUUUCUUAACUUUCUUACUAGUCAAGUUUUUCGAGACCUUUGUUUAAAUUCAGUUGCCAAGAGAUUGUAACUUCAUCUCUUCAAAACGUUAAUCGUUUGUGUUGAAUUAUUAAAAAGAACACAAAGAUAUCAUACUUCAUGUUCAAUAAACCUGUGCCUGUUUAAAAGAGAGAAA
This is a messenger RNA of Hemibagrus wyckioides, 2032 nucleotides long. It is a transcript of the gene lg29h11orf68, whose product is annotated as linkage group 29 C11orf68 homolog. The coding region runs from base 1009 to 1731 and encodes 240 amino acids. The record is from RefSeq and is a predicted model, not a curated record. The transcript has 3 exons. NCBI's taxonomy places the organism in Eukaryota, Metazoa, Chordata, Actinopteri, Siluriformes, Bagridae.